Cucurbita pepo subsp. pepo (vegetable marrow) is the source of this 984-nucleotide messenger RNA. Lineage: Eukaryota; Viridiplantae; Streptophyta; Magnoliopsida; Cucurbitales; Cucurbitaceae. The record is from RefSeq and is a predicted model, not a curated record.
GAUGUAAGGGAGAGGGUGGUUCUCAAUGAGUCAGUUGGUGAGUUGGUGUCCAGAUUAUGUGAAGAGGGGACUGGGAAUUUUCAGGCAAGAAUAUGUCCUUGUUUCCAAAUAAUCGCAACAGCUUUUUCUAGAGACUUUACUUUUAUGUGAUCUAUUUAUUCCCGAUUACCAACAACUGAAUACUUUCUUUUAAUUUUUCUUCUUUCUGAGUAGUCUCAUUUGUUGGCAUUGUUAUUGUAUCUCUCUUGCCUUAUUCAAGUGUGCAAAGUUAUUGUUUUAGAGGCAAACUGCCUUGUUUUCCUUCUCAUUUGUUUGAUUUCGGCUCAUGGAAUUUCUUCAUAUUUGUAGCCUAAUGUUCAUGGAAAAAUUUCAGGUCGAGAAGACACAAUGUAAGAAUUGUCUCGUAUGGGCGAAGAGCGAUAGCUUAGUGAGGGACAUAAUCAAAUUAUCAUCGGAUAUGAAGGUGGGGUAUAUCGUAAUGAUGGACCCAUCUACAGGUGAAAGAACGAACUUGCUGAGAAUGAAAGGAGCCAAGGUGGUUGGUGCCUAUCAUCCAUUGAUCGAUGAAGACCUUAUGCGAAUGAUGCACAGGAGAGAUAAAAAGGUGUAUGCAUGGACGGUUGAUGAUGUCGAUUCGAUGAAAAGAAUGUUAGUCGAGGGAGUAGAUGCUGUCGUUACGAGCAACCCGACACUACUCGGAGGUGUAAUGCAAGAUAUCAGAACUACAUGCCUUGAGAAUGGUUUUUCACUUCCAUCAAGAUAAUCAAAGUACUUCAACAUUCCAACUCCUACACACAAGCUAUUCUUUCGUUCUUUUUCCCUUUAAUUUCCUCAUUGUUCCUCUUAUCUUCUGUGGAAGAUAUUGAUUUGUUUCUAAAUAGUUCCUCGUUGAUGCGUUGCAUACUCUCUGGUAAUCUUUGAUUAUUCAGAUAUACAAUAUUAUAUAUCUCAUAAUAAGAAUAAGAACACAAAUUUGAAAUUUAA